Octopus sinensis (East Asian common octopus) is the source of this 868-nucleotide messenger RNA. RefSeq lists its product as uncharacterized. NCBI's taxonomy places the organism in Eukaryota, Metazoa, Mollusca, Cephalopoda, Octopoda, Octopodidae. The record is from RefSeq and is a predicted model, not a curated record. Gene Ontology annotation, molecular function: ATP binding; transmembrane receptor protein tyrosine kinase activity. Gene Ontology annotation, cellular component: signaling receptor complex; membrane. The annotation marks the transcript as partial. The transcript has 8 exons. Gene Ontology annotation, biological process: positive regulation of kinase activity; cell surface receptor protein tyrosine kinase signaling pathway; protein phosphorylation.
GUUCGAUUUUUCUACCAUUUCCACGGCUACCAUGUGGUUGGACUUAUAUUGAAAAUAGUCAACGUCUGUGACUCGAUUCAGAGUAAAACAACCUUGUGGAGAAAAUCUGAUACCCUUCUGGGUGGGGAAGAUGCUUGGAACAAAGUCGUGGCCGUCAUAAAUGUAACCUACAGCUACUCACUUCAAAUCAACGCCAUCUGUGGUUCGGGGAAAUACUGCAAUAUUGCUAUUGACGACAUUAGCUUGUCUCCAGAAUGCUUUGCUCAAGGUUUGUUAGAAUCGACUAACGGAAGCGCAAUGAAUGCAGCGAAAUACAAGAAAAACGCCACGUUUUACCACAAUUCUUCAACGGUCUGCUAUAGUGAUCGAGGGGAUUCCCCUUUAAUCACAGAACGCAAUGGUUCCACCCGUUUUGUUCGUCACAAUGUGUUCAAUAUGUGGCUGGUGAUCAGUAUCCUGAUAAGUCUAACAUCAAUGGUCGCCGCCUAUUUAUUCUGGAAGCGACGCCAACGCCUCAUAAUGGCCAGCCGUGUGGAACAUUUAAAAACAAUGUGCAAGCAGGCACCUAUCAUACCCCUGGCCCGUGAUGGUGAUCGUAUUGGUACGGAGAUCAACCCCACCUAUGACAUUAGCAUGAUGUACCCAGAGAGUGCCAAUAUACGUCAGUUGCCACGGAGUCACGUGUAUCUGGUCAGGCCCAUUGGUCAGGGUGCGUUUGGAGAAGUGUUCCAAGGCUACCUUAGCAAUAUUGUCCGUGGUUACCAGGAGUACCCUGUCGCCGUAAAGACUCUUCCUGCGCUGAGCACAGAACAAGCCGGACAGGAUUUCGUAACGGAAGCAAUUAUAAUGAGGUAAGUCUUAUUUUUCG